AUAUUUCACUUCCUCUUCUUUUUUAAUUUGAGGCCAAACAUUACACAUUUGUUUAGUGUUUUUUUGGUUCUCAAAUUAAUUAAACAAAUAAUUUAAUGGCGUCGAGUUCACUAAGCUCACACCGGUCCGGUACAUGGACCCAACAAGAGAACAAGCUGUUUGAGAAGGCAUUGGCCCGGUUCGACACUGAAACUCCUGACCGGUGGCAAAACGUGGCCCGGGCCGUUGGAGGCGGGAAAUCGGCUGAGGAGGUGAAGCGCCACUAUGAGAUUCUGAUAGAGGAUCUCUGCCGCAUCGAAUCCGGCUUUGUUCCCAUUCCCAAGUAUAAGAAAUCCUCCAAUUGAUGAAGAGAAAGAGGCUCCUAAAGAUGUGAAGGGGCACGUGAGUUAUCUUUUGCGGUAAAAUAAGAAAGAAUGUACGAUGAUUAUUAACGCAAAAAUCGCGUUUUGUUUUGUUUAGUAAAUGGAGUAUGAAUUCGCAGCAAGCAUGAAUGCAUGAUAAUUUUUAAUUGUAAUAUUCACGCUUCUCAAAUAAUACUACUACUUCUUUACUUUUA
Molecule: messenger RNA, 556 nt
Organism: Salvia hispanica
Lineage: Eukaryota; Viridiplantae; Streptophyta; Magnoliopsida; Lamiales; Lamiaceae
Source: RefSeq, a predicted model, not a curated record